ACCGAUACGGUGUGUGGGCGGGAUCACUCAGGAUAACUGAGGCGUGGCCAAUUGGCCGGCAGCUUCUCAUGAAUAAUAAGCAGCCCCUUGGCGCCGACGUCACCGCACGGGCCCGUGUUCUGUGCAGCUGACAGCCUCUGCUGAUCCAUAAGCGAACUUGGCGAUCUCAGGAAUUGGGAAGAGAAGAAGCGUCCUGCUUAGUUUUCAUCUUUUAUUUCUCGUCAUAUUCUGUUCGCAUUUUCUUGGUUCCAGUGCGAUUAACAUUUCAUUCCAUUUCUGAUUGAUUUUUUUUAACUUUUUUUUUUUAACUGUCGCGGGAUUGCAUUUUAUUUUUUACAUUUGUGAAGGAAACGAGGAAGCGCCUUUCAUUUCAGUUUCCAAGUGGCGACUUUUCAAUUUCUUUGCUUAUUAUUUUUGCAGUUUUACGGCUCUUCGUCGCGUGAACUUUUCUCAUUACACAGAAUCCUUACCAUUUCAGUGAUUUUUUUUUCUUUUUUUUUUGCUCAUUUUCCCAGUCACCUUGCAAUCCAGGGAAUUUAAAGGAUCUUCAACGAGGCCAGUAGAUGCUACACACACCGUGUCAUUUGUGGUGAAACGAACCCUCGGACUUCCUUCGCCUCACAACCAGCCUGAACUGAUUUGUUGGUGUUGUGACAUUUAAAUAUCAUCGCGACUGAAGAUGGCUCGCCCCAUGUCUCAGCUCAUACCUCCCGACCUGCCGGGCUCCAGCCCCCAGUAUGGUACCGGCGGACAAGCAGGCGCACCUCAGGGGGGCCACUCGAGCUCCAUGGCCAGUCUCAAGUCCCUGCUGCAACUGCCUAUAAAACAAGGUGUCGAAUUCAGGAGUAAAGAGCUCAACGGCGACAGCAAAGUCUUGGAAAAGGAGAAGCUUGAUCCAGAUGAUGACUGUUUGUUAAGCUGCGGCAUACGCUCCUCGCAGUCAGCGUUCCUUGUACCCCUGCUGUGGGAGAAAACCCUUCCCUGUGAUGGGGGGCUUUUCCAGCUGCAGUACAUGGACCUGGAAGAAUUCCUCACGGAGAAUGGGAUGGGACCAUCGACGGGUGGAGCUGAAGCGCAGGUCCCGAGCCAGAGGAAUCCGACUUCGCCUUCAUCAGCUUCCCUACCCAGCCAGUCUGGUCAAUCUCAGAGUCAGAUGGGUAACCCUCAUCACAGUCCUCUGCAUGGCCAUCAAUCCCAGUUGUCCCAGCUUCCACAGAUUGCACAGUCGCCAUCCCCUACAGCUUCGAUGACUCCAGGAAACAAUGGCAGCCCCACCAUGGAGACUGCAGCCCAGCAGCAAGGCAUUAUAGGAAACUGCAUGCACGGGCCUGCUCUUCAAGGCCAGGUUGCGUCCCCCGACCCCUCUAACUGCCCACAGAUGGAUGGCACUGAUGUUAUGGUGAACUUUGAUCCCGACCCCGCAGAUCUCGCUCUGUCGAGUGUACCAGGACAGGAGGCCUUCGAUCCACGGAGACACCGGUUUAGUGAUGAGGAACUCAAACCCCAGCCAAUGAUCAAGAAGGCCAGGAAGAUGUUGGUCCCAGAUGAGCAGAAGGACGAGAAGUACUGGAGCCGACGGUACAAGAAUAAUGAGGCGGCCAAGCGCUCCCGGGAUGCGAGGCGACUGAAGGAAAACCAGAUCUCCGUCCGCGCCGCCUUUCUUGAGAAGGAGAACGCCGCCCUGCGGCAAGAGGUGGCCGAGAUGCGCAAGGAGCUCGGGCGCUGCCGUAAUGUACUCACCAAGUAUGAAAGCCGGCAUGGAAACUUGUGAAGUGCUGCGUGUGAAAGGCAAACAGACUGGAAACUUUACAACAAGUGGCAGUGUUUGAGCCAUUGGGAGGAGGAGGAGGAGGACACAUUCUCUCUCACACGAGUGAAAACGGAUAGUUAGGGUACUCUUUGACGUGACAUAAGCCACAAAUAAAGGUGCUGGUUGACCUCGCCCCUCACUCCAGGGGUGUUCUUCUGAAUAAGCUAGGACUAGGACUAGAGGUGCUGCUGUCCGUAAGGUCUUUCAGGGAAUGAGCUGUUCCUUCGGGUUGGGUUGCAGGGGUGAGCAACAAGACAGAUAUGUUUUUCCUCUUGCGGACCACAGGUGAUGGAGUUCUACAUUGGCCUUCAGACAAAAAGAAAUUAAACUCGCUGGCUGUUGGAACAGAGUUACAUUUCUGCCACUUGUUGUAAAGAAUAUCUGUCAACGCAAAUCAUUCGUUUCUUAUUGUGAAGCUGCAAGAAGAGGAGGAAAAAGAAAACAAAACAAAAGGCAUUGGUUUCUGGGUUUAAUGUUGCGAUACCAUUAAUGGUAAGAGCGGACCUUGGGACUGGUCAUCCUGGGUGGGCGACAGAAAGACGUCUUGAGAAGGAAGCUUUCUUAGAGCCAGCUUCGUAUCUUCGUAGAGUUUAACCCACGCUGCCCUGUGAACCUCCGACCUGCGAUUUUGCUCACCAACGAGUAGCACUUAAUGAAUUUAGUCCUUUCCUUGUAAAUAAUUGUUUAUAUUUAAACAAACGG
Molecule: messenger RNA, 2512 nt
Organism: Erpetoichthys calabaricus (reedfish)
Lineage: Eukaryota; Metazoa; Chordata; Cladistia; Polypteriformes; Polypteridae
Product: hepatic leukemia factor-like
Exons: 4
Coding region: 680-1771 (363 amino acids)
Biological process (GO): regulation of transcription by RNA polymerase II
Cellular component (GO): nucleus
Molecular function (GO): RNA polymerase II cis-regulatory region sequence-specific DNA binding; DNA-binding transcription factor activity, RNA polymerase II-specific
Source: RefSeq, a predicted model, not a curated record